UCUGUAAAAAGGAAAGUUUUUUCUCUCUGGUUUUUCAAGCUCUCCAACCUCCAUCGGUCUCUGUCCUGUAGGUGUAACCCACCACCAAGAAAAAAGAUUUUUGGUUUUCUAGAGAGAACAAAAAAAAUCAGCAUUCCUCUGUUUUUUUUUUUUCCUUUUCUCAAUUUAAUUACUUUCUGGUUACAUGGACUGGACUGCAAUGCAUGAAUGGUUGGUUCAUAUAGGAGACACACAUCUCGAGGCUCCUACUCUGUAGCAUUAACUGUAGCUGUACCAGAUUCCUCUCUCUCUCUCUCUCUCUGCUUUUUCUACAUUUUGCUUUUCUUUAGUAAUAUUUUCAUCAUCAUAACCAUCUCCGGAAAAUCUUGGACUCAGACGCACGAAAAGGAGUCUGAGACCCUCAGGUUUUCCAAUAAAUGGCUUUCAGUCUAAUCAGGUUUCCGUUAAUGGCUUCGAUUUUAUGACCCUUUCCCCACAACUACCUCUAUCGUUUCCCCUGCUUCUCUGUCUUUCAUGAAAACAACUAGUCCUCUGUUUUUGCCUCCGAGUAGAGUGUGAAACAAAGUCCUACCGUUUCCUCUCAUUUCACCAUCUGGGUCUUGUCCCUUUCCUCUGAACCGAGCUUGUUGGCCUAGUGGAUUUCUCGCUUCGUGCAGAAGCCAUUUGCAUUUUGGGACUUGGGAAAGGUUGCUCUGUUUUCCUCUGUUCAAGACGAAAAGGUUAGGGUUUGUAGAAAAUAAGAGUUCUCUACUUUUGCAUUUUCUUCUAUUUCCUUUUUUCUUUUGUUUUGAAAGUCUAGUUGAGGUGGGUUUUCAGUGUUUUUGAGAUUUUUACUUUGGAGGCCUUUCAAAUUGGGAUUUGUUUCAUGAAGUGGGUCGUCCAAUUUUUUGUUUAGUGGUAUUUUUGGUCAUUUUGAGGGACUUUGUGUUUGUUUACUCUGAAAACAUAAUCAGCGUCCAAAUUCCUAGUUUAGUACUUGCUUUUUGUUCACAGUAGGAUUUCAGUAUUGUUGAGAGGUUCACUUUGAAAGCUCUGGGAAUGGGGUCUAUUUCAUGGACUAGGUUGCCAGAUAUUCACUGAAAACUUGAAUCUUUUAGGCUUUUGGUUAUAUUGUUGAUGUGGGUCUUUGGUUAUUUUGUGGGAUUGUGUUUGGAUUCUGCGAAAAUGAAUUUAGUUUUGUGACUUGGGUCCCCAAAAUUUUGGUGAAAAUGGGAUGUGCGAACUCCAAAACCGAGAAAAAUGAAGCUCUCCGUCUCUGUAGAGAACGGAAGAGAUUCAUCCAGCAGGCCAUUGAUUCAAGGUACGCUCUAGCAGCUGCUCAUGUAUCUUACAUCCAAUCCCUUAGAGACAUCGGCAGUGCUCUUCGGCGGUACGCCGAGGCCGAGGUCUUGAUAGAGUCGUCUCUAUCGAUCUCAGAUAAGACGCCAUCGCAUUCAUCAUACCCGUCUCCGUCUCCGUCAAAUGCUGUCGACGUUUCUGACUCACCAUUGCACAACGAGAGCCCCCUUUCGCCGCCGGUGGCGACUUUGAGAUAUAUGAGGUCAGGAGGGGGUACUGCUGCUGUGACUGUUACGUUCAACCCAAGUGUUGGUAAUAGUUAUGUGGAUGGGGAAUCAAUGGCAUUUCCAAUGCCACCACCACCUCCACACCCUCUUGAGUCAGGUUCUUGGGAUUUCUUUGAUCCCAUUGAUGACAGUGAGAGCUUUAGGUUUGUGGGGCACGAUGAUUUGGAUGUGAAUUUGGAUGAUAUGAAUGGGUGGAGGCCCCAAUCAGAGCUAAAGGCUGGUGAAACCCCCAGUAAUAAGAUAGCAACUCGAAAUAAUAGCUACAGUCAAUUAGUAGAGCGUCAUGGUCAUUCAAAUGCUUCAAGAGGAGUUGAAGGUUCUCAGCAAACGAUUGAUGGUAAAGUGAGGCGGCUAGAGUUGGAAUGUAAUGGUAAUGAGUUAGCUGAGACUUUUACGGGUAAAGUUGCUCUCGAACAAUCCAGUUCAAAGAGGGAGAAAGCCCUGGUGGUGAAAGAUUUAUCUGCUGAAAGAGAGGAUCCUUCAGAGUUCAUUACCCACAGAGCUAAAGAUAUUCUUUCGAGCAUUAAGGAUAUUGAGCACCGUUUCUUCCGAGCUUCUGAAUCCGGUAGGGAGGUCUCCAGGAUGCUCGAGGCAAACAAAAUCAGGGUUGGAUAUUCUGAUGCUGAAGGGAACUCAUCUGUUUUGGAUCUUUUGGGGGCUUUCCAUCUAGUUUGCUGCCAUUGGAAGACUGCUCGUGAUACUCAUGAACCUUCACAAAAUGCAACAAAGGUUAUUACAUGGAAGCGGACACCAUCUUCAAGGUCAUCAUCAUCUAGGAAUCCACUUGCCACAGCAUCAAAAGAAGAUAACGAUGACAGCGGAAGUGAUUUUGUUGAAGAGUUCUGCAUGAUAGCAGGAAGUCAUUCCUCCACUCUCGACAGACUUUACGCAUGGGAGAGAAAACUUUAUGAUGAAGUAAAGGCCAGUGAAUCUAUCAAGAAGGCGUACGAUCGGAAGUGCAACCAGCUUCGUCGCCAAUUUGCAAAGGAUUGUAGCAGUCCAGUGAUUGACAAAACCCGGGCAGUUGCAAAGGAUCUUCAUUCACAAAUAAGGGUGGCAAUUCACUCUGUUGAUUCAAUAUCUAAGCGAAUUGAGAAAAUUAGGGAUGAAGAGUUGCAACCGCAACUCGUAGAAUUAAUCCAGGGAUUGACCAGGAUGUGGAAAGCUAUGCUUGAAUGUCAUCACGCACAAUACAUCACCAUCUCAUUGGCAUACCAUUCAAGGUCAUCAGCAGGAACUCCCCAAGGAGAUACCCGCAGGCAGAUAAUAUCUCAACUCCAGAAUGAGAUUGAAUGUUUUGGCUUAAGUUUUGCUAAUUGGAUCAACAGUCUCACAUCGUAUGUGGAGGCUCUUAAUGGUUGGCUGCAAAACUGCAUUCUACAACCGCGAGAACGCUCCAAGAGCAGAAGGCCAUUCUCCCCUCGUCGAGCUCUGGCCCCGCCUGUAUUUGUUCUCUGUCGUGAUUGGUCAGCUGGGCUUACAACUUUGCCAUCUGAUGAGCUUAGUAAUGCAAUCAAAACAUUUUUAUUGGAUGUGUGCCAGUUGAUGGAGCGACAAGCGGAACAGCUACAGAAUAAACAGAAAUCUGCUGAUGCAGAAAUUGGAGAACCAGAGAACAAAGAUAAUGAGAAGGACGAUGAUUCUUCCUCAAAUUUGUGCAGCAUACAAACAAGUUUGACAAAGGUUCUUGAUCGGCUGAACAAGUUUUCUGAGGCUUCGUUGAAAAUGUAUGAAGAUGUUAGACAGAAUAGUGAAACAGCCCGAAUUGCAUAUUUGAAAGGCAGGCCAACUAGUACAUAAAGUUUAUGUAAUUAUCUAAUAUAAGCACCUCAGUUUGUGGCGUGGUUGGAAUAGAGAUACUUGUACAUUUCAUAGUGUUGCAAAGUGCUAUUUAGAAAGAAAAAAAUGUGGGGAGUAUUGUGAGAAUAUUACUGUGGUUAAUUUUUGGGAGGCUUAAGGUGAAACCCCAGAUUUACAGGGUUCAGAUAUCUUCUUCACACUGGGGUUUAUGUUAAGAUAUUAAAUUUGUUUCCAGUUCGUGAGCUGGAUUGUGCCUCAGCC
Molecule: messenger RNA, 3626 nt
Organism: Corylus avellana
Lineage: Eukaryota; Viridiplantae; Streptophyta; Magnoliopsida; Fagales; Betulaceae
Product: bZIP transcription factor, putative (DUF630 and DUF632)
Source: RefSeq, a predicted model, not a curated record